Molecule: messenger RNA, 993 nt
Organism: Bathycoccus prasinos
Lineage: Eukaryota; Viridiplantae; Chlorophyta; Mamiellophyceae; Mamiellales; Bathycoccaceae
Exons: 1
Coding region: 1-993 (330 amino acids)
Cellular component (GO): cytoplasm
Molecular function (GO): protein binding
Source: RefSeq, a predicted model, not a curated record
AUGAUAUAUAAAUUCACCACCUUCGUGUUUUUUUUGCAGUUCUCUCAUGAUUUUCUCUGCAAAAAAGACACUUCAGAAACUCGACAGAAAGGAACACACAAGAAGAACAAACGAGAAAAGAUGAUGAUGACGAGAAGAAGUAUAAGAAGAGUCCCGUUAUGCUUAAAUAUCUUCUUUAUCUUUAGCUUUCUGAUAUUAAAAGUAGUCGUAAACGGGCAACAAGAUCUUCUCUCCGGGGAAGCGCAAACGGCCGCACGGAGAGGCGAUUUGGAAUACUUCACGACCUUGCUUGAAGUCGUUGACGAUCCGAUUUCGUUCUUAAACCAUCAAGAACAAGCGACGGAACAGACGCCGUUAUUGGCAGCCGUGUUGGCUGGACAGACAGAAAUCGUGAAACAGUUGUUAGAGACUGGAGUGGACGUGACGAUACCGGAGAAAGAUGGGUACACGGUCAUGCACGCGGCGGCGUUUCAAGGGAGAGCGGAAGUUGUGAAACUGUUGUUGGCCUACGGCAUUGACGCGAACGACGUCAGCGCGUCGGAUGGAUUUACGCCGUUCCACAGAACGUUGUGGACAAAUUCUGAGAGGCACGUGGAAACGAUGAGAGUAUUCUUGGAGGAUGGGAAAGUGGAGGUGGAUUUUGUCUCGCACGUGGGUAAAACCGGGGCGUUGAUUGCGACCGAAUUGAAACACACGAAAGUGUUGGACAUUUUGUUGAGAGAAUACGGAGCGGAUCCAAACUUCCGAAACAAAAGAGGCGACGCUUUAGUGCACGUUGCCAUUCGCGCGCAAGACGAGAAGACUUUAGAUAUGCUUUUGAACAACGGCGCGGAUAUCACGUUAGAGGAUGCGAAAGGUAAAUCGUGUAGAAAGAUAGCGAAACAGUUGCGCAGUAAAGCCGUUUUAGAAAGAAUCAAUCGAGCGUUUGAGGAGCUAAAUACUCCUAAUCCAAAUGAUAACGAUAGAAAAGAGAAUAGAGGCGAGGAGUUGUAG